CAGCUCGAGAAAGAGCUUAUGGAUGCAAAACUGGCGGCCGAGGAGGUGGAGAAGGAGAGGCUAAGAUUGGAGAAGAAGGCUAAGAAGGAGAAAAGGAAGCAAGAGUUGAGAGAUCAGAAGAAGAUAGAAGAGCUGCAGGCAAUCCAUCCAGAUGCUGAGCAGCUGAAGAGUGCAUCACCGGUCAAGUCAGCUUACAAGUCCAGCAAGGUGGAGAGUGCGGCCGGCUGGUCCGCGCUCGCCAAGCUGAACCUGGUGCUGCUGGUGACGGCGCUGGCGCUGGGCGGCGGCGCCAUGUACCUGCACUCGGGCGGCGAUAUGUCGCGCUCGGGCCUGGCCAGCAACUUGGGGGCUCUGGGCACGCUGACGCGCCAACAGGGCGGGCGCGCGCUCGACGCCGGCCUGCUGCUGCUCAAGCGCGCCUCGGAGCUGGGCACCGCCGCCGGCGACGUGCUGGUGACGCGUGCGCUCGACGUCUGGGAGUGGGGCGGCGGCCUGGCGGCGCGACUCGACCGGCUGUUGACCGACAGCUGCGGCGACUCGUGGAGCACCACCAAGGCGGCGGCCGGCGGCGCCGCCACCUGCUCCGCCUGGGAGCUCAGCUGCGCCGGCUGGGAGCUGGUGCGCACCGAGGGCCCCGUGUACGCCGCCUUGGUGGCUGAACAGGUCAACAGACUGGUGGCGGCCGUCACCGGCAGCUAG
Molecule: messenger RNA, 699 nt
Organism: Pollicipes pollicipes
Lineage: Eukaryota; Metazoa; Arthropoda; Thecostraca; Pollicipedomorpha; Pollicipedidae
Exons: 4
Coding region: 19-699 (226 amino acids)
Source: RefSeq, a predicted model, not a curated record